AAUUUGUAACCACUUGCAAAUUGAAACAACAAAUAUCGUUAUCUGACUAUCUCACACUUACGACCCAAAUUGCACAAAAAAAGGCAGUGAAGAACAAUGGUGACUGUGUCCAGCUCUCCUCCAAUGCAAAAGCUACAAUCGACACCACGAGUUUUGUGCAAGAAGAGAGAGAAAGAGAACAAUUCUCCUUACAAAGUUAUUGUUAUCACUCCUCCGCCAAAAAGCCUCGGCGUUCGCUGUUUUCCCCCUAAUCUGCAGUGUGGUGAGAGUGUGACGAUAGAAGGGCAGACAUAUACCAUAUCAGCUGUAACUCAUCGUUAUCAGCUCAGGAAAGGGAAAUACGAACCUAGUGAGAAACGGCUUGAUGUGUUAUCAACUGGAAGAUACUUAGUGAAUUUGUAUUUCGAAACUUUGCUUCAACAAUCUUGAUUACUUUUCUCACCACUCAUCUUGUUCAUUAUUUUUAUUUUUCACUUGUGCUUUUAUGCAAUGGAAUGUACAAACAGGACACGGCGCAAUAAAUAUUCCUAUGAACACAAGCUGUUAGAGAACUUGCUUGUUGUGUAGUUUGUUUCCCGUGUUUGAUUGAAUCCGGCAAGGUGAAUUCACUCUUUUUUGUAUCCACAUGUACUGUUAAUUCGAUGCAGGAACAAUUCCCGGAAGACAAUACAACCAAUGAAAGUUAGGUAAUCUCCGAUUGAACAUACAUAGUAUUAUAUUUGUCUGAUAGAAAAUCUCCUAUUGAGCAACACUGAGAUCAAAAUUCGUAGUAGGAGAUAAGUUUUCUCAGCUAAAGAAUAUGAUCUCACAGACUGUUAUUUCUUAAUAUAUGGCUCAAGUGGAUGGAGCAGUGGGAAGUGUUGACACAUUGAAUUUGGAGGUUACAGCAGUUGCUGCUGAAGAUUCGAGGAUAUGUGCAAAUUUCAUGUCUUCAAGUGUCUGUUGUUGUUUAUGUCACUUCUGUCUUCUUCUGGUGAUCGAUCAUAUUGUUGAUAUAGAGCCGCCCAUUCCCUCUGUGUCUCGUUGGUAUGUAGUGGCUGGCAGUCUAUAGAUACUUCUUGUUAAGGUCUUCAUAUAUAACAAACCAGUUUGGUGGUUAUUUGGAUUAUCUGUAUCUGGUGGACCAGAUAGAUUGGGCAAGGAUGUCGAGAAUGUUGCAGCAUUCGGUGAGCAGGAUGAUCUUGUGAAAGAUACGAUUUUGUUCAAUCAAAUACGACGGUAACUGUGUUGAAAGGGAGGGGAUGAUCUCUGUUGAUGCUGACAAAUGCAAAGGCUCAAACCCUAAGAGUAGAAGAAAAGGUUUCAGCUUCUCCAUUCUCUCUACAUCUGAAAUCUGAAUUGUCUCCAAGAUUCCAACUGACCAGUUCUCCCCACUGUAUUCCAAUGUUUAGGAUUCUGGAAUACUAACUAUAUUUGGUGCUUAAUCGUUUGGUAAGAUAAAUGUUUAUUUCAUGCUCAUUGUUGAUUACUAUGUACUUAUUUCAAAUUUACAAACUAGAAAAAUACACGGCUUCAAUUUACUUGGAAGUUGGAAAUAUUGUAGGCUUGGAGUGGAUUUAUUAGAUAUCAUGAAACUUUAUUUUGGAUGACAUUAGAUGUUAGUGGAUUGAAUAUUUGUGUUUAUUCGCUUGAUGGAUGAUAAUCAUGUUAUGGUUUAA
This is a messenger RNA of Salvia splendens (bonfire salvia), 1658 nucleotides long. RefSeq lists its product as uncharacterized. Bases 97 to 429 code for a protein of 110 amino acids. Lineage: Eukaryota; Viridiplantae; Streptophyta; Magnoliopsida; Lamiales; Lamiaceae. The transcript has 3 exons. The record is from RefSeq and is a predicted model, not a curated record.